This is a messenger RNA of Naegleria lovaniensis, 318 nucleotides long. RefSeq lists its product as uncharacterized. The record is from RefSeq and is a predicted model, not a curated record. Bases 1 to 318 code for a protein of 105 amino acids. Lineage: Eukaryota; Heterolobosea; Eutetramitea; Acrasida; Naegleriidae. The transcript has a single exon.
AUGCACACAAGAAGUCACGACGUGAAAGACACAUCCUCCACUCAAUCCCCAGAAGUCAGAGACAUGAAACAUGGUUACAUUGCUGGAGACUCCUCUGAAACUCUUCCAGGUGGUAGAGAGAGAGGUCCUCGUGAACACUUUGAAGAAAUUUGCCAAGACGAUAAUUAUGAAGUGGCAAGUCAUCACAUGAACGUGAGAGGAGAUUAUACAGUUGUAUUCAAACACAAAUUUGGAGGAAAGGACCAAACAUUCCCUAAUAUCUCUAAAGAGAAAAUUGAGAGUUGUCCAUCAAGAAUUAAGAAUAGAAUUCUUAAAUAG